This is a messenger RNA of Microthlaspi erraticum, 1629 nucleotides long. NCBI's taxonomy places the organism in Eukaryota, Viridiplantae, Streptophyta, Magnoliopsida, Brassicales, Brassicaceae. The record is from the annotation of a GenBank genome assembly.
AUGGCGACGAGGGAGCUCCCGGAGCUUACAAAAGACAGAGACGGUGACGAUGUUGAUGAUGAAGAAGUAUGGGUCACACACUAUUCAUCGAACCAUCAGAUACUUCUCGUCGGCGAAGGAGAUUUCUCAUUCUCUUCUAGUUUAGCCACUCGCUUCGGCUCUGCUUCCCAUAUCUGCGCUUCCUCUCUCGAUUCUUACGUGUAUAGCUUUGACUUGGAUUUCCUUUCUCAUAUGGUAAUCGAAGCAGAUGCCGUGGUUAAAAAGUACGGCAAGGCAAGAUCAAACCUUGAAGCUUUGAAGAAACUUGGAGCUUCCCUCUUACAUGGAGUUGAUGCAACCAAACUACAAUUCCAUCCUGAUCUUCAUUUUAGAAGAUUUGAUCGUAUCAUCUUCAACUUCCCACACGCCGGUUUCCACAGCAGCAAAGAGUCCGAUUCUCAUCUUAUACAGAAGCAUAGGGCUCUCUUGUUUGGGUUUUUCCAUGGUGCAAGCCGUAUGUUGAGGGCUGAUGGUGAAAUCCAUGUCUCUCACAAGAACAAAGCACCUUUUUGUCACUGGAAGCUGGAAGAGCUCGCUAGCAAAUGCUCUCUUGUGUUGAAACAAUGUGUGGCCUUUGAGAAGAGCGAGUAUCCUGGUUAUGAGAAUAAGAGGGGAGAUGGGUCCAGAUGUGACCAACCUUUCAUUUUGGGAGAUUGCAGCACUUUCAAGUUCAGAUUCUCUCGUGUGGCUAAGGAGUUUUAUGCAGAGAAGGUGAAAUAUAGAGAAUCCAAGGAACAAGAAUCAAAGUGUCCCCAAGUUUUUCCAAACAAGCAUCCCCUCUCGCUUGAUCUUUUGUAUCCCCUCCAUACGCAAUUAGAAGGCGUUAGCCAAAGACCACUUUCCUUAGAUCUUUUGGUUCAAUCAAGACACAGAGCGCCUCCACUGGAUCUCUCUUACUACCAUGAACACAGACGUUCACAGUUUGAAGAUGCGCUUAGAAGACCAGUAUCAUUUGGUCUUGAGAGAGACCAUUUUCGGUUUCAAGACUACUCAAUACAGCGGGACAGGCUCAUGUUCACUGAAAGAAGCAGCUUCCAGUUUCAAGACUUUCCUUUUCAAGCUGGUCAUCAUCAUAAAGAGCAAUUUCUUGAAUGCUCUAGCCGCUUCCAUGGAGUUUCACAUGGAAUUUACAAUGGGGAACAACAAAGAAUGUUACCAUGGACGAACUUUCCUCAUCAGUACAGUGGAGAAUCAGUAGAAAGACACCGCCUGCUUGGUCAAGACUUUCCGGUUCAAGCUACUCAGGAACCAUUCUUCCAAGGCGCUAACCACUUCAAUGGAGUUUCUCAUGAAACUUAUAACUGGGAACAUGAAAGAAUGUUAAGACGUACGACCUUUCCUCAGUGGUAUCCUGGACAAUCACCAGAAAGACGCCCCCUGCUUUGUCAAAACUUUCCGGUUCAAGCUAGUCAAGAGCCCUUCUUCAAUCGCCCUAACCGCUUCAAUGGAGAUCCUCAUGGAAUUUAUUACGGGGAAGAAGGAAGAAUGUUGGGAUGUACCAGCUUUCAUCAUCCGUACAAUGGAGAAUCAUUAGAACGAAGCUUGAAUGGACAAAGCAACUUCAACAUUUACCCUCCACAUCACUGGUAA